CAGCUGUCUUGUUUUUGACUUCUUUUUCUCGCAUCCGGUACACGCAUUGUUGCUGAUCGACGACCAGACUCUGCAGAAUGGCUCCAAGGAAGGCUAAAGUUCAAAAGGAGGAGGUGCAGGUCCAUCUGGGACCCCAAGUUCGCGACGGCGAGGUCGUGUUCGGAGUGGCUCACAUCUACGCCAGCUUCAACGACACCUUCGUCCAUGUCACUGAUCUGUCCGGACGUGAGACCAUCGCCCGUGUCACCGGAGGCAUGAAGGUGAAGGCCGAUCGUGAUGAGGCUUCUCCCUACGCCGCUAUGUUGGCCGCUCAGGACGUGGCUGAGAAGUGCAAGACGCUGGGCAUCACUGCCCUGCACAUCAAGCUGCGCGCUACCGGCGGCAACAAGACCAAGACCCCCGGACCUGGCGCCCAGUCCGCUUUGCGUGCCUUGGCCCGUUCGUCCAUGAAGAUUGGCCGCAUCGAGGAUGUGACCCCCAUCCCAUCGGACUCCACCCGCAGGAAGGGCGGUCGCCGGGGUCGCCGUCUGUAGAUAUGGAUCGUGCUACCCGCUUUUGACGUUGCUUUAUAUUUUUAUACCAUUAAAUACGUGCAUAAAUGCAGUGGCAAGGGCA
Molecule: messenger RNA, 615 nt
Organism: Drosophila sechellia
Lineage: Eukaryota; Metazoa; Arthropoda; Insecta; Diptera; Drosophilidae
Product: 40S ribosomal protein S14a
Exons: 3
Coding region: 78-533 (151 amino acids)
Biological process (GO): translation
Cellular component (GO): ribosome
Molecular function (GO): structural constituent of ribosome
Source: RefSeq, a predicted model, not a curated record